Molecule: messenger RNA, 1944 nt
Organism: Penicillium angulare
Lineage: Eukaryota; Fungi; Ascomycota; Eurotiomycetes; Eurotiales; Aspergillaceae
Product: acetyltransferase SAS4-like domain-containing protein
Exons: 2
Coding region: 1-1944 (647 amino acids)
Cellular component (GO): SAS acetyltransferase complex
Molecular function (GO): histone acetyltransferase activity
Source: RefSeq, a predicted model, not a curated record
AUGGCCCUCUUGUCGCGGCUGCCGUCGCUCCGCGCUCCUGUGCGACGGCCUGCCCAAGACCACACAAGGAACGAUGGCCGGCCGCCGAUGAAGAAACAGCGCACCCUGGAAGAUUAUGGCGUGCGCCGUCGCCGGAGUUCUCCAGAUUGCUUGGGAACCACCGCCACCGCCACUACCACCACCACCACCACCCAGGAGAUGCACCCGGUCGGCAACCCUCGACCCGUGAAGCCUCCCUUGAAGGCUGCGCACUCGCGGACCUCGACAAGACGCGCUCGUCGCAACUCCUCCUCAUCCAUCGACUCGUUGGCAUCCAAUGCUCAAUUGAAAACUCCGAGUCAACUUCAUAUCAAUGGUAAUGGCUCUACUAGGAAUAUUCGUGUACCCGACCGUACCCCCUCCGCUGUACAAAAUCUACGCGAUGAAUCUCCCGACCCAUUGGACACGAUCUCUCCAGUCGUAGCGGCCACUCCUACGCGACCGCAACCUACAACUUCCACCCACGCGCCCGAGCCCGAGAAUAGUCUCCCAAAUGUCUCUCCUAUGACAACUCGGACAACCCGACAAAAUGACUUCGAGCCCAACGCACAAGUGGCCGAAGUGGUCGAGAAGGACGAAACACAGCCAAAGCCGGAACAGCCGAGUAUAGCGAGCCCGAACGCUGCGACAAGAUCUCAGCAGAAGCGCAAGAGUGAUAUUCUCUCGAGAGAGCUUCUUGUGACCACCCCCGCAGCGGCCCCAGCAGCGACGGAGAGACGGUCGUUGCGGUCUGCAGAUACUGGUGCUCGCUGCAAGAGCGAGCUGGCCCAGUAUUUCUAUAAUUACGAGCAAAUUAUCAGCCUCGAGAGUCCUAAGCCUGUAGUGGAAACACUCGCGGCCAAUACCAUUAUCGCUCUGGUAGAUGACCUCUCUGAGGCACUUCCCUUCACUUCCUCACCAGAUCCUACACCAUUUGGUAACCCGCUACAAAAACUUUACGAUUGCGAGAGUAUAACACUUCCUAUGCCUAUAAAACAGCCACCCGAGGACCCUCUCAACGAGGAAUUUUUCUUUAAGUCCCAUCGCCGAUUUGAACGGCAGGAGAAGCAACUGCGAAAUAUCGAGCGCGACCGUGCACAACAUGAAAAGCAGCAAUUAGAUCGGCUUCUCGAAGAGCUACGUAGCCAGGAUUGGUUGCGGGUGAUGGGAUUACCUAGCGUUCACGAGAGCGAGAAGAAGCUCUAUGAGCCAAAACGAGAGAUCCUGAUCCAAGAACUUGUUGCUCUGCUAAAUAAGUUCCAAGUCUGGAAAGACGAGGAGAGGAAGCGCAAACUGAUCAAAGAGAAAUCCGUUCCACCUGCAGAAGCGGAAAUCGAGUCUCGACGCUCACGAAAACGCUCGCGACCCGUCGAAGAAACCGAGGGGCAGGAAAGCUCACUUACCCCCGGGCCUGAAACACCAAGUACCCCCGACUCCAAUGAUGUAGACGCAUUGGCUGCACGACAGCUUCACCAAGAAGCCCGUUCGGCUUCAGAUUCAGCAGCCAAAAAUCGCAAAUCAACAUCAAACUCACGUAAACCGAAGCCCAAUUCUGCAGACGCAGAUAGGGAGAAAACAAACAAUACCGAUAAAAAAGGCUCACAAAAACAACCUCAACCUCAAAGUCUCGACCCCUCUCCUUCCUCUCCUCCUCUAGCUCCUGUUCCAUUCUUUCUCCCUCAACCCGAUGACAAACCCUUCAUCUCGUUCUUUUCCGACGACAAAGAGCGCGAAAUCGCCUUAUCUGCAAUACCAGGGAACAGGGAGGAGCGGACUCAUCACGUCCUUGCGUUUGGUCAACCAAUCCCAGAGGUAGAGGAGCAAGAGUUUCAACCACCAGAAGAUCUGAUCACCGAAGAAGCUCUUCAGGCCUCACAGCGCCAGCGUCGUCUAUUAAAGAGACGAAGCCAUGGAAAAGCGGAUUGA